CAAAUUCUGACAUAAAUGAAACCUGCCCGAAUCCGACCGUUAGUGACGCCGCAGUCAGACAAGAGGUGUCCUUCCUGCUGCUCUACGGGGCCGUUUACCUGCUUAGAACUCACCGAUAGAACACAUCAGAGACGAUGGCUGAAGGCGAUAACAAAAGCGCAAAUCUGCUGGCCCAGGAGACGGCCCAGCUGGAGGAGCAGCUGCAGGGCUGGGGAGAGGUGAUCCUGGCCGGAGAUCGGGUUGUACGCUGGGAGAAGCCGUGGUUCCCAGGAGCGCUGAUGGCUUCCACCACCCUUCUCUUUAUGCUGAUUUACUACCUGGACCCGUCCGUGCUGACUGGACUCUCCUGCGCGGUCAUGCUGCUCUGCCUAGCCGACUACCUGGUGCCCACCCUCGCUCCCAGAGUCUUCGGCUCCAACAAGUGGACCACCGAGCAGCAGCAGCGCUUCCAUGAGAUCUGCAGUAACCUGGUGAAGACACAGCGUCGCAUCGUGGGCUGGUGGAAGCGUCUCGGAGCCCUGAAGGAGGAGAAGCCCAAAAUGUACUUUACUUCAGUGAUCAGCAGCCUGCUGGCAGUGGCCUGGAUUGGACAGCAGGUGCACAACCUGUUCCUCACCUACCUGAUCGUGAGCUUCCUUCUGCUGCUGCCCGGCCUCAACCAGCACGGCGUCAUCUCAAAGUACGCCUCCAUGGCCAAGAGGGAGAUCAACAAGCUGCUCAAACAGAAGGAGAAGAAGAACGAGUAGAGGGACGUGUGGAGGCUCAGCAGCGAUGAAGGGGGGGGGUGUUUUGAAGAAACUGAGAGCAGAGCCCAAAGAAAAGCCUCCUGCUCCUCGGUCUCUGGGACGCACCUUUUUAUUUCCUCACACAUUGGAUAAGUUUCAUUUCUCUGGAACCUCACCACCCCAUUUGUUCUUUGAAUUUACCCACCACGCAUGCAUGCCAUGAAGGGUAUCUUAAUAUUGUCACAGCACUGAGACACACACACACACACACACACACACAGAGGCUAAAGCUCCGGUCUGUUUCUUAUGUUGAGUCUGCUUCAUUUUAAGGUGUCAGUAAUGCUUUUAAGCCAUUCCCUCUACUUGGACAAAGUUACUACUGAGAUGUUGUAGCAUUACUGCAUCAUUUUAACCCUCAUAGAUUCCUCACAGUAUUUUAUUUUCCAGAAGUUUUGUCUCUUAUGGACAGGUCAUGUGAAUUGUCCAGUUUUUGCUUAUUCUGCUUUGGUUGUGUUUAAAGAUCAAAUUGCUGACAUGAAACUGGAUUUAAAGAGUUGUUUCUAGAUGGAAGCUGCUGGCUCCUCUACAAACUGGUGUAAAUAGACCCAUCUGUCCUUCUCUUAUUUAUGUUUACUCUCCUUUCUUCUACGUUAACGUCUUUCAACUCAUUACAUUUUUUUGUCUUGAUUGGAGUUCUUUUCAAAAUGAAUAAAGAUGCUUUAAAUGAC
Molecule: messenger RNA, 1453 nt
Organism: Pungitius pungitius (ninespine stickleback)
Lineage: Eukaryota; Metazoa; Chordata; Actinopteri; Perciformes; Gasterosteidae
Gene: arl6ip1
Product: ADP-ribosylation factor-like 6 interacting protein 1
Exons: 6
Coding region: 135-746 (203 amino acids)
Biological process (GO): cotranslational protein targeting to membrane
Cellular component (GO): membrane; Sec61 translocon complex
Source: RefSeq, a predicted model, not a curated record